AUGGCUCAGGUUCAGGCGCAGCCACAGGCUCCGGCCUCUGGUACCAACGUGGCGGCGAACGGUGGAGCUGCCCCCGCGGGUGGCCCCGCCAACCAGUUCCAGUCGACGUCGCUGUACGUCGGCGACCUCGAGAUCAACGUCACUGAUUCACAGCUCUACGACCUUUUCAGCCAGCUCGGGCAGGUGGUGUCGGUCCGUGUGUGCAGGGACAUCACCUCGAGGCGUUCACUCGGGUAUGCCUACGUCAACUUUAGCAACCCCGUUGAUGGUAAGUCUGGUGGUUUCUUCUAACUGGGCUUGUAUCUUAUUAGUUUCGAUGUGAAUAGCGCUAGUUAUCACCUUUGUUCAUCUCUUAUGUUUAGGUUCGCCCAUUACUUUGCCCAAACAGCUUGUGUAAAUUUUAUUUAUAUUUUUUCUUGCGCCUACUUUAUGAUUAGACGUUGCCACUGGAUAAUUCAGUAUUUCUGGCCUGUAAUGCUCCAUUACGAGUCAAGUUCUUCUGUUUCUUGUGUUGCGGUUGGUAUUCGGGGAUGGGGCCAUUGACUUAGGAAGAAUAUUGGAAUCACUGUUGGUUGGCUGGUCUUCACGGACUGUUCUAUAUCCUUUCUGUUUAAUGGUAUGUGCUGCUGGCAUUUGGAGAUCAAUUGAUUAAUAGUAACUGAAGGUGAAGAUGGGGAUUGUGUUUAGGUCUUAUUCAGUGUUGGAUGUUUUUUUUUCUAUUGGGGACACCUUAUCGACAAGCCUUCACACACUCAGGUCACGUUUCUAUUUUUAUCUUCAAUGCAGUUAAGAUGUAUGCUAAUCAUUUUAUUGUUACUUCCAUGAUGCAUGAACUAGUCCUAUAAUUUACCUUGCAUAGUUGUUUAAAUCAUCAACGUGCUUUCAUUUUAAAAUAUCUCAUAAAAUCUGUUAACUCUCUUUGACUCGGAUCACAAUCUCAGUUGUAUCGUGUAAUAAUUGUAAAGAGAAGGAUAGUGAUGCUGGUCUUUUUGGUUUUACUCUGAAAUACAUUUUCUUGGGGGAAUCAUGUGGUAAUCUUUUGAUCACUGGGUGCCAUCCUGGUGAUUUUUCCCAUUUGUGAUUUUCGAAUGUUUAAAGUAAUUUUUAAGGCCGAAUCGAAAAAUUGACUCAUCAAUUCACGAUGUGGAUUUUUAGGUUCGUAGAUCUUGAAGGAUAUUGGAGCUCAUUUUUUUCCCUUCCGUAUAUGUUUAUGGAUGAACUAAUGUGGAUUUCUUUUGUAGCUAGCAUGCUGCGUUUCAGCAUAUUUUGCUAUCGAAAUUUAGUUCCUUGACUAUCUUCUUCUAUGUAAUGAGUUUGAAGUUUUAAAGGAUUCGAGAUUGAUUGUACCAGGUUUUCUUGUUGGAUUCAGUGCUAAAGUCUUUAGUAUUUUUAUGAUUGAAUUCUGCCUCCAUUAUUUUUCGCUGUUUUUCAUCAUUAUUUUUACUGAAUGGACAGCGGCCCAGGCUCUUGAAAUGCUGAAUUUCACUCCCCUGAAUGGGAAGGCCAUUCGGAUCAUGUAUUCAAACCGUGACCCUACAAUCCGUAAAAGUGGUGCUGCCAACAUAUUUAUCAAGGUUCUAAUAUUAUUUCCUUUCGCUGAUUUAUUUCUCUUGGGUCGCUUCUGCUGUAUGUUUAUGAAUUUUUUCAACUGCUAUUGUGUUCAACUUCUGUUUCAGAACCUUGACAAAGCAAUAGACAACAAGGCGCUGCAUGAUACUUUUUCUGUAUUUGGUAAUAUUCUUUCUUGCAAGAUUGCAACAGAUCCAUCAGGUCAGUCUAAGGGAUAUGGAUUUGUUCAGUUUGAGCAGGAUGAGGCUGCCCAGAAUGCUAUUAGCAAGCUUAAUGGCAUGCUUCUUAAUGAUAAACAAGUGUUUGUUGGACCCUUUGUCCGGAAACAGGAGAGAGAUAAUUCUUCGAACAGAACAAAAUUUUUUAAUGUCUUCGUCAAAAAUCUCUCAGAAUCCACUACAGAGGAAGAUCUUAAGAUAAUCUUUGGCAAGUAUGGAAAUAUUACGAGUUCUGUCAUCAUGAGAGAGGGAGAUGGUAAAUCAAAGUGCUUUGGUUUUGUCAAUUUUGAGAACGCUGAUGAUGCUGCACUGGCUGUUGAAGAACUCAAUGGGAAUAAAUUUGAUGACAAGGAGUGGUAUGUUGGAAAGGCUCAGAAGAAAUCUGAAAGAGAGUUAGAACUGAAAACAAAAUUUGAGCAGAACAUGAAGGAGACAGUGGACAAGUAUCAGGGAUUGAACCUGUACCUUAAAAACUUGGAUGAUAAUGUUGAUGAUGAGAAGCUGAAGGAAUUGUUCGCUGAGUAUGGCAGGAUCACUUCUUGCAAGGUUUGGCGAUGUCUCAUGACUGAUUUCCUCUCUUAUUUAUCCACCGCCAAAUCUUAUCUAGGCAAAAUGAGAACCUUUCUCUUAUUUUUCUUGGACAGGUGAUGAGGGAUCCUAAUGGGGUAAGCAGGGGGUCUGGUUUUGUUGCUUUUUCCACUCCUGAAGAAGCAAAUAGAGCUGUGAGUGUUGGAUGUAUUGCCACCCUCUUUUUUUUUUUUCUCUUUUUAAUAUACCAUCCAACUGAACUCUUCAUUAACUAGCUUAGUUUUUAAUCACAGUUGACCGGGAUGAACGGGAAGAUGAUUGGAAGCAAGCCCCUAUUUGUGGCACUUGCCCAGCGCAAGGAAGAUCGGAGGGCGAGGCUUCAGGUAAUUUUUGGAAUCUGUGCAUCUUAUUCUGCAUCAUUUAUGCAUAAAUACACCUUUUGAUAAGCUGAUUGUUAAAUUCUUCAGUCCGUGCUUCUACUAUCUCGAUUUUUUUUUUUGCGUUUUUCCUUCUUCAUUAGCAUUCAAGAAACGAGUCUCUCGCUUUUAUUGAAGUCAUGGCUGUAUUUCAAGAUACGAAUAUGUGACUUAAGAGGAAAAAAAAAUGUGCCCUCUGCCAUGAGGUGUUUCAAACUAUCCCUCGAAAAAGUUUUUGAACGUGAGUGUUACAUGUGCCUAUGAAUCGAAGAAAGGAGAGGCCCAUAGCUACUAGGAUCUGGGUUUCUGUUCCACAUGUCGUAUGCUAAGGGAAAUGCAUGUUUUGCAUACUGAGUCUUUUUGGAAGUACUGCCUCCAUCAGAGUUCCUAUAAGCAUCAGCAUUAUUCCUCGAGGCUUUGGGUGUUUUGUACCUAAGGCUUUCAGUUGAUUUCUUUUUGACGUGGCUAAUCAGAACCUUGGUGGAGUCUUAUAUCAUUUUAUUUGUUUCUCAAAAAAACUGCCGUUGAGUUAAAUCCUUGAAGGAAACAUUUGGAUUAUGCCAACAAGCUUGUGAUCUUGUCGUUCAGCACUAAACAUUAGAACCUCUAACUAUUUCCUCAUCGAUUUAUUUUUAUUUCUGUGCAGAAAAUCUUCAUAUCCAUAUUUAGCAUCUUAUAUAACCAUCUUCCAAGAUGUUGUUCUGUGAUCUUUAAUCUUCUAAAAAUUUCCGCGAUCAUGAUGGUUUGUCUAUGAAAUUCAUGCUCUGGCCUUAACAUUUUGGUGAUUAAGAUCCGUGGGAUUGCUGUAUUGCUCUUUCAUCUGCAUCAUAAUUAUCAUGGAGAAUCCUUCUUCUACAUAGAAACUGAUGCAGAUUACUUCGCUGGUUCAGUCCGCUUUUUGAUGCCCAUUGUGAUCGUCUGCGUGUUUUCUUUCCCCCUCCCAGCUGAAUCCCGGCUGGCCAACCUUUAUCAUGGUGUCUGUGUUAUUGACUAGGAAUUCCGGUCCCCGCAGGCCCAGUUCUCCCAAAUGCGACCGGUUGCUAUGCCGCCUUCUGUGGCUCCCAGGGUCCCAAUGUACCCCCCUGGCGGACCUGGCCUUGGGCAGCAGAUCUUCUAUGGUCAAGGCCCUCCGGCUCUCAUUCCGCCUCAGGUAUACACAUUGCAUAUAAAUAACCCAGUGAGAUCUCCGGCGAUUUAAUCUCCCUCUCUCUCUCUCUCUCUCUCUCUCUCUCCCACCUCGCCUGCCCAGAAGACGGCACCUAAGAAGCCCUCUUCUUCUCAGUUGGCAGUUCUCUUUCUUGCUGAUUUUUCUGAUCUUUCUCCUCAACUUACGGGGAGACUCUGAAAUGCUUCUGGUUUUGGUACGUGACUGAUGAUGGAGCCCCCCCCCCCCAUACUGUAUGGCGUGUUUUGCAGCCCGGCUUCGGCUACCAGCAGCAGCUCGUUCCCGGGAUGAGGCCCGGUGGCGCGCCGAUGCCUAACUUCUUCGUCCCGAUGGUCCAGCAGGGGCAGCAGCAGGUGCAGCGCCCCGGCGGGCGCCGCGCGGGCCCUGGAUCCAUGCCGCCUGCUGCUCACCAGCCCAUGCCCCUCCUCCAGCAGCAGGUAAUAACAAUUUAGCCCCCCUUCCCCCCCGUGCAGCCAAUUCUGAUGAUGAUCCUCGGGUGGCGGCGGCGGUGGCAAUCCUCUCUCUCUCUCUCUCUCUUUCUCUCUCUAAUUCUGUGCGUGUGUGGGUGUGCAGAUGUUGCCGAGGGGUCGGAUGUACCGGUACCCGCAGGGGCGGAGCAUGGGGGAGGUGCCCAUGCGGGGCGUCGGCGGGGGGAUGAUCCCCAUGAACGGCGGCAUCCCCUUUCUUGAAGCCGGCGUGUCCCAGCCCAUCCCCAUCGGCGCCCUCGCCUCGGCCCUCGCCAACGCCUCUCCCGAGCAGCAGAGGACGGUACGUCUCUUCUCUUCUUUCUAUUCUUUUAGAGAGAGAGAGAGAGAGAGAGAAUGUUGUUGUGACCGAGUGUUGUGGCGUGGUGGUGGGGGAGCAGAUGCUGGGGGAGUCGCUGUACCCGCUGGUGGAGCAGCUGGAGCACGACGCGGCAGCGAAGGUGACGGGGAUGCUGCUGGAAAUGGACCAGACGGAGGUGCUGCACCUGCUUGAGUCCCCGGACGCCCUCAAGGCGAAGGUCGCCGAAGCCAUGGACGUCCUCCGCAACGUUGCCCACCAGCCACCACCGCCCGCCGCCGCCGCCGACCAGCUCGCGGCCCUCACCCUCAACGAUCCCCUCGCCCCCUGA
Spirodela intermedia is the source of this 5010-nucleotide messenger RNA. The record is from the annotation of a GenBank genome assembly. NCBI's taxonomy places the organism in Eukaryota, Viridiplantae, Streptophyta, Magnoliopsida, Alismatales, Araceae.